Molecule: messenger RNA, 2322 nt
Organism: Penicillium griseofulvum
Lineage: Eukaryota; Fungi; Ascomycota; Eurotiomycetes; Eurotiales; Aspergillaceae
Product: putative C6 transcription factor
Exons: 7
Coding region: 1-2322 (773 amino acids)
Biological process (GO): DNA-templated transcription
Cellular component (GO): nucleus
Molecular function (GO): DNA binding; acyltransferase activity, transferring groups other than amino-acyl groups; zinc ion binding
Source: RefSeq, a predicted model, not a curated record
AUGGGCUCAAAUUUGAAAGUGACUCUGUUUCCCUGGGAUCCCGAUUCGGAAGUUCAUGUGAGGUGUCUGGUAUCGCAGCGAGUCGAAUGCAGUUGGCACUACGAGGAGGUUGAGAAAAAAUGGAAGAAGCAACAGCUCAACGGCGAGAAGUGUAUUUAUUGGAUUAAUGAUGAAAUGCUUCAAGACACAGCCACGACAAUCAAUGGUGUCCCACGUGAGCCGACAAAAGAGAACUUCGUCCCUAUUGGCCAUAUUUCACUAGAUUCCAAGAAUCCCGAUGCAGAGCACAUUGACUUUGACCUCCCAGCCGAGAACAUCUUCUGGAUAAAGUCAUUCUACGUUAGGAAGACCAUCCAGGGCCAGGGAAUUGGGCGAGCUACAAUGGAUGAAGUCGAGGCCAUGGCAGCCCGGGAGCCACUACUAGCCAAGAUAUUGUUGCUAGACACGGUUCAGAAAGAUGACCAGAAGAGAGAGGAAUUUGCGAAUGUAACCUACGGAGGUAUUCCAAAGACUACGAACGAGGAAUGUGCUUCCAGCCCGGGUUCAGGCUCACUGGGAAAUGGGCGUUUCUUCGCGCCAUUGGAACCACCCUCAGCUCUUCCAGGAUAUCUGGGCUCAACAAGCUACUCUGCGGUUCUAACUGAGCACCGCAGUGACAUUUCGUUCGAGCCUGAAGAGACCACGGAUUCUUCUGCAGGGUUGGCAGUAGAACCCGAUCGACUCCAAUCCGGUGUUGAUGUUCUACGAUUUUUGUACAAUCUCACUGUAUGUGAUAUGCUGGUUGCACGGUACUAUGUUCGGACAUUGAAUAUCAUCGUGCCUAAAAUGGUAAUGGACGAAAUUCUGCGCUCGGUGCACCAAAUCUUCGACGGGUUCUCCAGUGAUCCAACUGCACAACUGCAAGAGUUGGCGAAUCAAAUAUUUCAAAAUACUUCCCGCCCGAUGCGGACGCACAAGUCUAUGUCAGUCGAGGAGUAUUGCUCCUCUUUCACCGGUCGCAACCUCCGGUGGGAGGCCCUUGGGUCUAUCUUCACUCUUUGUGGAAUGCAAUUGGUCAUUACGCCAGACAACGACCCUGAUGUUACGCAGGGAUCAGAUGACCCUCGAGCAAAAGACCAGUUACUAGAACAGAUUACUGUUAUAAGUACAGUAUGUCUUGGUUUUUGUGACCAGACAUCGUCGGCAAACGAAUUGCUGGCAAUGUUACAAUACCAUGAUGCUAUGUUGCGAACACAACAAUAUGGUGAUUCCAGCUAUCAAGCAUGGCGUCGAUUGGGUGACCUUGUAUCCACGAUUUAUGCAGCUGGGCUACAUUUGGAGACCAGUGGCACUGAGGGUUAUCCAUUAUUCCUUCGCCAGUGGCGGAGGCGUUGCUUUGUUGCAGCCUUCUACAUGGAUAAAAUGAUAGCAACAUUUGUUGGACGACCGCCACUGAUAAAUGGUCGAUUCUGCACGCUCUCUGCUCCACUCGAUCUGACCGACGAAGUUUUGAUUGCAGGUGGAGAUGUCCUCAGCAAGGCGAUUUCAGAGCUAGACAGUGCCGGAUGGAAUACUGAAGGGAAGUUACACGUAGUAACCCCCACUCGGCUUCGCUUCCAGCUGGCUAUCAUUCGGGAAGAAACUCUCGAGGUUGUACUGGGAACACACGAGCAGCGUAAUCUAAUCCAAAAGUCCGAAGAGAUCCAAGCAAAAUCGCGCGCCAUAUGGGAAUCAACUCCGGAUCAGCUUCGAUAUGAUCGGCGACCGAACGACCAUUCCUAUGACGGGUGGCUUACCAUUGUAUAUUUCUAUUUGGACUACCUAAUGACUUGCUUUUUGCUCUAUCGAGCAGUCGUCAAGCAUACGAACACCGGACAAGCCGAUCUCUGCGACGUAUCUCGUCGGAUACUAGCCAUUGUCAUUCAAAUUCAUUCGUUCCGAACCCCAAUGGUCGAUCUUGAUCGGCACUUUUCUUGGAUCGUUCUCACGUACGGUGUUCCUUCCGCCAGCGUCCUUCUCCUUGAACUCCUGCGCCAAUCGCAUGAACCCGGUCCACACACCGUUCCACUCCCGCGCGCCGAGCUAAUCCGCAACCUCAGCGUGUUCAUUUCUUUCCUGUCGUGGGUUGCAGGCCCCGGUCACGGCAACUAUCAUACCUGCAAACAAGCCGAGAAAAAGCUGUCUCGCAUCCUUGAUCAGCUGCUCGAUCCAGAGCCUGUACAGCAACAUGUGGUAGACGAUGUCACGACAGGCCUGGACAACUUCCUCAAUUGGUCGAACUACAAUACGAUCUGGGACUUCAACACCGAUUAUAUGCCUCUUACCGAGGGUUUCGCGCCUUGA